Molecule: messenger RNA, 903 nt
Organism: Malassezia globosa CBS 7966
Lineage: Eukaryota; Fungi; Basidiomycota; Malasseziomycetes; Malasseziales; Malasseziaceae
Exons: 2
Coding region: 1-903 (300 amino acids)
Biological process (GO): protein lipoylation
Cellular component (GO): mitochondrion
Molecular function (GO): lipoyl(octanoyl) transferase activity
Source: RefSeq, a predicted model, not a curated record
AUGGCGUCUUGUUCCAGUCUUCUCCAAGCAACGCGCAGUCGGUUACUUCGUGUAUGUUAUAUUCCUUAUCGUGUACCAUAUGAUUUCGGUCUCCGAAUUCAAGAAUCACUCGUGCAACGAAGAGCUGAAUCUCGGUCUGUUCUCCGUAAAGCUGGUGUUCAACAUGCUACCGCGUCGCUAGCUGAUCUUCCCAUGGAUUUACACGGACACGUCAGGACGGCUCGAACAGAUUAUCUGCUGCUUCUUGAACACACACCAGUUUAUACUCUUGGUCGUCGCGACGAUAGUGCAGCUAUUGGUGCAGCUAUGUCGGCGCCGAAUGUGGAUAUUUUUCAGACAAAGCGAGGUGGGCUGCUGACGUAUCAUGGACCCGGCCAGCUUGUGGGAUAUCCUAUAUUGGAUCUAGGGCUUUUAAAGCUUUCCACGCGUUGUUAUGUGGCAACACUACAAGACAUUUUACGUCGCAGUUUGGCAAAUGAAGCCAUUCAGCUCGCCACUAUUAAUUCUCCAUCUGAAGAUUCAAAAUAUACUGGAGUUUGGACGCAACCGAAUAGGAAAAUUGCAUCAAUUGGUGUACAAGUGCAACAUCGUGUCACCUCGCAUGGAUUUUCACUCAAUGUGCACGAGGAAGCACUGGAAGGCUUCCGCAAAGUGGUAGCCUGUGGACUGCCUGAUGUACAACUUACUUGCAUAGAUGAGCAACUGUCUUGGCUUGGUCGACCAAACAUGCACCUAUCGGUUAUGGACGUCGCCAAGAUCGUGUCGGACGAAUUUGUCAAGUCACUAGGUUAUCACAUUGAUACUACGAACUUCGCUGAUUAUGAGAGCAUUGAAAAAUCUGAUGGAUCUCAUGUUCUAUCAAAAGUAUUGCUCGAACACGUUCCCAUCGCUUCCACAGCUUAG